This is a messenger RNA of Oncorhynchus kisutch (coho salmon), 7547 nucleotides long. Its product is annotated as interferon-induced very large GTPase 1. The record is from RefSeq and is a predicted model, not a curated record. Bases 1662 to 7151 code for a protein of 1829 amino acids. Lineage: Eukaryota; Metazoa; Chordata; Actinopteri; Salmoniformes; Salmonidae. Gene Ontology annotation, molecular function: GTP binding. The transcript is spliced from 8 exons.
CAGACCAUGAGAAACAACUUCCUCUUCUCAUCUGGGUUCCCAUUCUGGUCUCAUAGACUUGACGUAACAUAGUAAAUGUAAAUCCGGGAUACACAAAUUAGUAUGAUAUGUUACGUUUGGUAUGGUUACAUAUGACAAAGUUACUUAAUAAGUUAAAAACGAAAUGAGGGUGGGUGGGCGUAUAACGUGGACGUCUAGCAACCCAAAGGUUACAUUUUCCAAUCUCAUGGACAACUUGAGCAUUUGACCUAAAUAGCAACUUUUUAACUACCUACUUAUUUUUAGCUACUUACCUACUAAUUUGCAUGUUAGCUACCCAUUCCCCUAACCCUAACCUUAACUCUUUGAACUAACCUUAACCCUUUAAACUUACUCGUAAUCUUAACCCUAACCCAUAGCUCAGCUAAUGUUAGCCAGCUAGCUAAUGUUAGCGUAAGCCACCUAGCUAACUUUAGACACAGCAAAUUACAAUCAUACCAUAUCAUAUGUUUCGAAAAUUCGUAACAUAUUAUUUGUUUUUCAAAUUCGUAACAUGUUAUACAAUGUCACAAAUUACAAUCUAUCAAUACAUUAUAUAUUCUUGUCUUCAUGAUAGUAGAAGCUGUUACUUCUCUUUUUGCAUCUGUUCUCUCUCUGCUGUCAGGUUUGUUUAACUGGUCUUGAACUGACCUUUCUCCCUGCCUCCCACUGCUGGCUUGCUCCUGAAGCUAAGUGGGGUUGGUCCUUGGAUGGGAGACCAGAUGCUGCUAGAAGUGGUGUUGGAAGGCCAAUAGGAGGCACCCUUUCCUCUGGUCUAAAAAAUAUAUCCAAGGCCAGUGAUUGGGGACAUUGCCAUGUGUAGGGUGCUGUCUUUUGGAUGGGACGUUAAACGUGUGUCCUGUAGGGUUGGUGUCUUGGCUAAAUUCCCAAUCUGGCCCUCAUACCAUCACCGUCACCUAAUCAUCCACAGCUUACAACUGGCUUAUUCAUCCCUCCUCUCCCUUGUAACUAUUCCCCAGGUCAUUGCUGUAAAUGAGAAUGUUUUGUCAGUCAAUUUACCUGUUAAAAUAAAAAGUCACCCAUCGCUCCUUUAUCUGAAGAUCAGAAAUAGCACAACACUUAUGUAAACACAAAUACUACCUAAACAUGUAUUGAAUCAUACACAUCCAAUAUAUGUUACUUUAUUGAGUUUAAAUCAUAUUUUUUCUAUGUUAGCUUGAGUCACCUAAAAUGACCUUGGGAAAACAACCCAUUUAAUCAGUAACUAAUCAGUAACUCAUUAUGUAACUCUAGCAGUGAGCAUGAUUCCCCUGACUGACUAAAAGGAGGAGGGGGGGGAGGGGUGUGAGCAAGUCAGUUUCUAGUCAGUCAAGGGAUUUCUUGUAAAUCAUGCUCUCUGCUGCAGUUAGUAACAAUACUUUCCUGAUUAAAACAAGAUAACCUUAUUCAUAUCACUGACUCAUUGUCACUCUCAUCGUGACAUAUGGCAUAUAUUAUAGGAAUACUGUUUGUGUUCUACUUUUAGCUCUGGUUGGCCUGAAAAGAUACAGAUCAUUGAAAAUACAGUUUUUGCUGGGAACUCUUGACUGGUAGGGUUAAUCAUGUUCUGAUGACGUUGCUCUUGGUCAGAGAUUACGCCCACAUCUCUAUAAAACAUCGGCUGCAUCUCCACUUGUAGACAUAUGACUGUAGGUCCCCAACUCAGCAGGCAGGCAAAGACUUUAGAAGACUGCUGCAGCCCGUCCAUCUUUAGGUGGUGGGAUUCCCCUCCUGGUGGGGUUCUAGUGAUGGAAAAGAAUGAUGGUGAGGAGUCACCUGGUGCAACAGGUGGUGAAGGGGAUGGAAGAGACACCACACCUGUUCACAACACUGGUACUCCUGAUGGUAUGGCAGCACUAGGAGUCAUGCUACAGGGCUUCAUGUUAAAUCAACAGCAGUCAAUGCAACAGCAACAGCAGUCAAUGCAACAGGCAAUGCAAUCCAUGCAGCAACAGAUGCAGCAGCAGAUCAGCCAGCUACAGGAGGAGGUGCAGAAAGGAAAGACAAAGCAACAGUGUGUUGUGACCCCUCUACCAGCAGCAAACCCAGACACUCUGACAAGACCAGCUCCUCAGUCUCGAGACCCAGCAGAGGAGGUAUUAGGUGAACACGUUGACAAGAAGGAGGAGGCAGCAGAGAUGAAAUUGGAAGAUGUCCAACAGCCUUUGUCCGAUGAGGAGUCAAAACCAGAGACAGAUGGCUCUUCAGAAGGAAACAGAGAAACAACCAAAGGUGCAGCAGGGGAGGUAUUGGGGAAUCACAAUGACAAGAAGGAGGAGGCAGAGAGUCCCCAUCCAGAGAUUCCAUCUCCUUCCAAACCACUGAAGGGCUGGGAAGAGAAGAUUCACCAGGGAGAACAAGGAAAACUAAAAAAUAUUGAGCCAGUGCCAAAAGCCAGAGAUGAGUUGAAGCCAAAGAAGGAGGGUUCCUCAGAAGAAACAACACAAGGACCUUGUCUCAGGGAGCUGUUGUCAAAGGCUGGACUAGAAGAUCAUUAUGAAAACAAGCUGACGUUAAGUACUGUCCUUGAGAUAAAUGCUGAUACUACAUCAGAUGAACCUCUUACCACUAUGCAGUCACUUCCAGGGGCCUUCCUGAAGAAAGUAAUGAUGGCAAAUGUGAAUGCUAGGAGUGUGAAAUGUCUGACCACUGACCAGGAAGUUUCCUAUUGUGGAGUAGACAACCUGGACACUGACUCUGAUAGCAGCGAUGUCAUUAAUCCACUGGACCUGAUAACUGCCCUGUUUCUGUGUUCAGAUGGUUUCCUGCAGCAGGAGAUGGUCCAGAAAAUGUCCAUGUGUCAGUUUGCUGUUCCUCUGCUGCUGCCCAACUGUGACACAAAACAAAGCACUUUGAUGCUGUGGGCCUUGAGGGACAUAGUGAGGAAAUUUAGACCCUCUUCCCAAAUGGCCACAAAUGCUUUUGUGGAGGAGAGAAUAGUUCUCUCUGAUAUUCCUAUGGUGUCUUUUGUUAGGUUAGGACAAAGCAGCUUGUCCAAGUCUCAGAUUUUGAACAAGUUGCUUAGUAACCCUCAACAGUACCAUGAUACAUUUGUUCAUCAUGAUAUGGAAUGUGGCGAUAUCCCUCGGCAAAUCUCAGAUGGUCUGGUUGAAAUCAGCUGGUACUUUCCAUGUGGGAACAGAAACAUAGACAUGUUCACUAAGCCUGUGGCUGUUGCCAAUCUCAGAGGAGACAUCAGGUCCUUUGAAAAACAGUUCUCCUUUCUGUGUCAAACAUCAGCUGCAGUUUACAUUUUCAUUGAUGAUUUUGAGGCAGAUUUCAAGGUUUUGGAAGCAGAAAUCACAAAAGCAGAGUUAUUUCUGGUUGUCAACUCUCAGAAUAAAACAUUCAGGGUGGACACAUUGAAGAAAAUGAUCACAAACUACAGUAUCAACCCAACAAAUGUGAUUGUGAAGAAGAAGCAGAAUGAUGCAGAAUUUGUCAAAACCCUGCAGUCCUCUGUGGGUGACAUCAUUGAAAAAAGUAUAAACAGAUUGACAAUUGAAAACAUGGCUGACGUGGCUCAUCAGAUGGGGAUUCUGGUUGAUGAAGACGGUGAGUGUCAGAGUGCCAGAAAGAAGGCAGAAGAAAUCACCAGUAACUUCAAAGACACAAUGAAAUUCAAACAUGAACAGCUACCCUUACAAGGAACAAUCUGGAAAGAGCUUUCCCAGUUGGAAAAAGAGAUGUGUAGACUGAGAAAAGCAGGAGAUAAAGACAUUGAACACUACAAGAGCUCUCUGAAGAGGAAGGAGAAAGAGCUGAGAGAGAAGCAAUAUACAUUUGACAUGUCAGAUUCAAUGGCAAGCUACAUUUUAGGAUUGUCAAGUUCAGGAGCUGAGCGUUCCUAUUUCCUCAAAUGGAUGCGGAUAAAUCUGGACAAUCUGUCACGUCAGAACCUGUCUGGAUUGCGGGAGCGGUACAAAGAUCUUUGCCAACAUUCUCCGGAGAAAAAAGACGACAUUAAAGAUUUGGAUAAGCAAUUAUCUGACUGUUCCUUGGGACUUGAACACUUCCUGCGUGAGUUGGGCCAGUUAUAUGAAGCUUCCUGCUCCCUUCCUGAAAGUAGCCUACAAAGGAAACAGAUGGAGCAUCUCCCUGGAUUGUGUGCUCAGAUGCUGUUGGAGGGUUUCCCUGUUGAGCUUGUGGAUGGAGAUGCAUCAAAUAUCCCUCUGAAAUGGAUUUCAGCUGUUCUGACUCGGCUUCAUACUCUUGUCCAAUCCAACAGCAAGAUCCGGGUGGUCACAGUUUUAGGGGUCCAAAGCACAGGGAAGUCCACUCUCCUCAACACCAUGUUUGGGGUCCAGUUUGCUGUCAGCAGUGGAAGAUGCACCAGAGGGGCCUUCAUGCUGCUGAUUAAAGUCAACAAAGAACUCAAGGAGGAGCUGAAAUGUGACUUCAUCAUGAUCAUUGAUACGGAGGGGUUGAAAUCACCUGAGUUGGCUCAACUAGAUGAUAGCCAUGAACAUGACAAUGAACUGGCAACACUGGUGAUAGGACUCAGUGAUGUCACUAUCAUCAACAUUGCCAUGGAGAACUCCACAGAGAUGAAAGACAUUCUGCAGAUUGUUGUUCAUGCUUUUAUCAGGAUGAAGGAAGUGGGGAAGAAGCCAGUAUGUCAUUUUGUGCAUCAGAAUGUGUCAGACAUGUCUGCUCAUGACAACAACAUGAGGGACAGGAAGAAGUUGUUGGAACAGUUGAAUGAAAUGACCCAGGCAGCAGCCAGAAUGGAGAAGAAGGAGAAUAUCACCAAGUUCACUGACGUGAUGGAGUAUGAUCCAGACACAAGCAGCUGCUACAUCCCAGGACUCUGGCAUGGGACUCCCCCGAUGGCUCCAGUCAAUGCUGGAUACAGUGAGGCAGUAUACGGCUUCAAGAAGACCUUGAUGAAAGAUUUCAUCAAAUGCCAGAGAAAUGAUGACUUGACACAUUUCCUGAAGUGGACACAAAGUUUGUGGAAGUCUGUGAAAUUUGAGAAAUUCAUCUUUAGUUUCAGAAACAGCUUGGUUGCAGAUGCAUAUUCCAAAUUAUGCUCUGAGUACAAUGGUUGGGAAUGGGCCUUCCAGAAGGAGAUGUACAACUGGAUGAUUGGUGCUGAAACAAAAAUUAACAAUAUUGGCAUGACAGAUCAAAAUCUUGGGCGGUCCAUAGGAAAUGUGCUAAAUGAAUUGAUGGCAGAGGCAUCUGAGAAACUGUCAUUGGGAGAAAAGGAAAUCCAAGACAAUCUAGUAAAAUACUUUGAAAAUCAAGAUGGCCAUGUUAGUCUGGUGGAAAAAUACAAGGAGGACUUUGUGUCCAGUGCCAAAACACUGAGACGAGAGACAGAAAACACAGUGAGAAACAAACUUCAAGGAGCUGUUGAAAUCAAAGAGGGAAUGACAGAACUGGACAACAUCAAGAGUUCUCAGGCAAGUACAAUGGAAAAGAAGGUUCUAGAUUUGCUUCAGAAUUGUAGACAGAAAAAAUCUGUUCUUUCAGAUAAGGCACUCAGUAAAGAGUUUGAAAACAUGUGGAGUAAAACUCUGUCUGAGAUACAUUUCAAAGGACUUCCUAAGCGAGAUGUUUCCCAAGGUGCCUUUAUCAUGUUGAGAGGAAAUCUGUCAACACGGGGCAGUCAUGUCAACAGUCUGUUGGUUGGAACCAGACUGGUGGAUUGUGGGAAGGCAGCCUUUGUUGUGGAAUCAGGGGGUUUGUGGGAGAAGACUAAAGGCUUUAUGGUGCACAGGGAUCAUGACCAUCAUAGGAAAAAGCUGCAAGACUUCUGUAAUGACAUCAUAACACAGUGUCAGGAUUUUAUAAGACAGAAGGUGGAGCACAAAACAGAUUAUCAUGACACUAACAUCAAAGAACUUCUUAACAAGAUUGAUGAAACAUUGCAGCAACAAAAGAAAAUGAAAGUCGGUGAUGAAUGUGAGGUUUAUCUGAAGCUACACAUCUGUGGCAUAGCAGCAAGACAGUUCCAAAAGAUGCAUGAUGAUUUCAUUGCACUCAAUGACCCAAGGAAGUGUCUGGAACAGUCAAAGCAUAACUACUAUACUGACUUCAUGAACUUGUUCCAUGAGCGAGACCAGUGCCAAAAGAAAGCUGAGGACUUCACAAAGCUCUGUUUGCGGCCAGCUGUAGAGGAAUAUGUGACCAAAAGGAUUGGUCCUGAUGUGGUUGAUGAAGUGGUGACCGGUGAAGGGUCAGAGGAUUACAGCACAAGAACGGCUUUCCAGUUCUCCAUUUUAAAAGAACUCCUGACAGAUGAAAAUUAUGAAAAAUAUAGCGAGUACAUACACGUUUACAAAACAUUUGUGAAGCAGUGGUUAUUUGAUCAAAUUGUCAAGCAACUCUCAAAAGAGAGCAGACUGCAGAAAAUGGAGAACAAACAUCUUUCAAAUAUAGUCCGGAAAAUUACUGAUAACAUUUCAACUGUCAGUAAAGCAGCUAGCACGGUAAACAACAUUAAGACGUUCAUUGGGAUAAUUUGCAAUAUGUUGGGAGAGGAUCUCGCCUUUCCCAAGGAUGCUUUGGAUUCCAUUAUGAUUCUGAACACGAGCACCGCAAACACAGAACAGUUUGCUAAGUAUCUCAAAGAGUUUGUGAGGGAAAUGGAGAAGUCACUGGCAUCUGUUUAUGACCGGAAAACUGACCUUAGAUACAUCACAAAAAGGCUCAGACUUCUGCCAUUCAAGCCUCAAGACAAGAUGUUCACCAGUCUGUUUGGCUGUGGGGAGGUAUGUCCUUUCUGCAAAGCACCCUGUGAAGCAGGAGGUAAGGAGCAUACCAAACACUUCACCUCCAUUCAUCGUCCAAAAGGGCUCAGUGGUUGGGUGAAUAAGCAGUCAAAUGUGUUAUUAACUAACAUAUGCUCAUCCUCCGUGAUAGGCAAUGGGCUGUUCAUUAAUGGUCUAACAGGAGAUGAUGGUCACCCUUACAAGAAGUACCAGACAUACUAUCCUGACUGGAUCAUAACUGGAGACACCAGUAUUGAGGCUUCAGACUAUUGGAAGUAUGUGAUGGCCAUAUUCAAUGAGAGAAUUGCUAAAGGCACUGACUCACUUCCUGCCGAUAUCCCAAAGGACUGGAACAUUUUAACAGCUGAGGAUGCAAUGAAGAGUUUGAAGGGCUCAUUCAAUGUGAGUGAAUAGGGGAAAUCUAUAAUGAGGCUCUGAAUUGUAGUCCAAAUAUAUUAUUGGCCGUUAAAACAUGUAUUAAGUUGACAACCACAAAUACCUCACACAUGGUAUAUCACAGAAUCAAAAUAUGAGGAGCCAGUUGUUUUUUGCAAAAAACUGUGCAUAUCUGACAAUACCAAAUGCAAUUUUGAAAAUAACUGCAGCACAGAAAAUAAUAUUUGCAAAUACAAUUCAUAAACUAUGACUUCUGCUAUUUACAGAUCAGAUGUUCUAGAAUGGAAUAGCUUUCACUUUGAAUAUACACUUAGUAUACCAAACAUUAGGAACACCUUCCUAAUAUCGAGUUGCACCCUCUUUCUUUUGCCCUCAGAACAGCCUCAAUUCGUAGUGGUGUGGACUCUACAAGAU